This is a messenger RNA of Penicillium bovifimosum, 2118 nucleotides long. RefSeq names its product putative topoisomerase family protein TRF4. Lineage: Eukaryota; Fungi; Ascomycota; Eurotiomycetes; Eurotiales; Aspergillaceae. Gene Ontology annotation, molecular function: poly(A) RNA polymerase activity; mRNA binding. The coding region runs from base 1 to 2118 and encodes 705 amino acids. Gene Ontology annotation, biological process: RNA 3'-end processing. The transcript has 3 exons. Gene Ontology annotation, cellular component: nucleolus; TRAMP complex. The record is from RefSeq and is a predicted model, not a curated record.
AUGCCUCCUCCAUUCCAGUUCAGAGGAAACUCGAACCAGCGCGGUUCCCGACCAAGACAUGAGUUCACGUUCCGGUACCAGAAACCUGCCACCGCGGACCGACCGUUGUUAUCGACGAGGAUGGAAAGCGCGCCGGAACUCUUGUCUGGCGAUUCAAAGUCCAACCUCAAAUUUGCACCUCUUGCCUCUUUGAGCGAUAGCGAAGAGGUGGAAAUGGACAUAUCUGACGAUUCUGACGACGAGCGACCGCGCAAGAAACGUGCCCUCGGUUUCGGUUUGGAUGGAGCCCAGGAUAUCGAGACAUCUGUUCCUGCACCUAAAUGGUCGAAUCCCGACCCCUACACCGCACUGCCCCCUCCAGCUGAAGUGACAAACAAACGGGUGGAUGUUGUCAAGUUGAUUCGCAAAGCAAGACUUGAAGUUGCCUCCAAGGUGGACGAGACAGACGCUGUCAAGCAGAACUCAGACUUCAUUUCUCUCGGCAUGGAGAAUGAAUCAGAUAUGCCCCAGAGCAACGCUCCCAACAAUGCUCCCCGAGGACCGAGGGCUUUGGAAGGGUUAGAUUCCGCCAUCGCAAGCCGAAAGCGAACCCGAGACGAUGAAAUCAAAGGAUACUCCAGGAAGACUGGAAAGCCUGCGAGCAGAUUCAAUUACGAUGGUUCAAUUAUCGACCAGUGGAGACCACUCUCACAAAAGAUCGGCACGCCUUGGUUUGAGGGCACGCCAUCUACUUUACACGUCGGAACACAAUUGCACAACGAGAUCCUCAGUUUCUAUCACUGGGUGAAGCCACACUAUUUCGAAGACAUCGUGCGCACGGAUCUUGUCAACCGCUUGGAGAUCGCGUUUCGGAGCCGAUACCCUGGUGCUGAAAUCAAGCCUUUUGGCUCAUUUGCCUCAGGUCUCUACUUGCCAACGGCCGAUAUUGAUUUAGUAUUGCUGUCGCCGCAAUUCAGGCGCUCGGGAGUCCGACACUUCGGAGAGAGAAAGGGCCAGAUCUACUCUUUUUCAGCCUUCCUAAGGGACUUGAACAUUGCUGUUCCCAACUCGAUCGAGUGCAUUGCCUCUGCUCGAGUACCCAUCCUGAAGUAUGUUGACAAGCUCACUGGAUUGCGGGUCGAUUUGUCUUUCGAUAACGACAGUGGCUUGCUCGCCAAUGAGACAUUCAAGAAAUGGAAGGCGCAGUAUCCUAUGAUGCCGGUGAUCUUGGCCGUGAUCAAGCAGUUCUUACUGAUUCGCGGCCUCAACGAAGUCCCAACUGGUGGUCUCGGAGGAUUUUCGAUCACUUGCUUGGUUACGAGCCUUCUACAGCAUCUUCCCCAGGGCCAUGUGGAGCCAAAUCUGGGGAGCAUAUUGCUGGAUUUUUUCUCCUUGUACGGGCUCAAUUUCCCCUACGAGACGAUGGCGAUUCGGAUGGAUCCCCCUGGCUAUUUCACCAAGAAAUACUUUGGAAACCCUGAUCGUCUCACUAUUCAAGAUCCCAACAAUCCCGACAAUGACAUAUCGGGCGGUACAAAGGAGGUCGAAUUGAUCCUCAGAACCUUUGGCCAAGCUUUCGAUGCCCUGAAGAAACGCAUGCAGUACCUGGCACUUGUCCAAGGCCCCAAUCAGAGCAUCCUAGAACCUAUCAUUGCCGCGAACUUUGAUGAAUAUCUUGAACAGCGUUACCAACUUCGCCAUGUGUUUAUGACGGAAGAGAGGUUCGCUCGUUACCGGGCGCCUCCUCCUCCGCCGGCCGACGAAGCCUUUGUCCCCCCGCCGCCGUUGCCUGCCGGACCUCCUCCUAAGCGCGAGGUGCUUGCGCCCAAGGUACCUAAUCCCGCCAAGAAGGCUUCCACGAAGGCCAGCGCGAGUUCGAAGGGCACGCGAUCGGAGCCAGAAAACAUCUCCUCUGACGAGGAGCCCACCAAGAAGGAAGAAAAGUCGGCUCGAUUGCGAAGGGGAGAGACACGGCGCCAGGCGUGUCAAGAGCGUGCUGCCAGGCUCAAACGCCUGAGGCCCGAUCUGGAAAGAGUCCCGAAUACUCUUAGUCUCAGCCAAGCUCGCCGCCAUGCAGGCUAUGAGACUGAUGAGCAGAUGCUGGCUGACUUGGAUGCCAGGGAGAAGCUUAUCGGUUAG